Molecule: messenger RNA, 657 nt
Organism: Nanorana parkeri
Lineage: Eukaryota; Metazoa; Chordata; Amphibia; Anura; Dicroglossidae
Gene: TTR
Product: transthyretin
Exons: 4
Coding region: 47-508 (153 amino acids)
Biological process (GO): purine nucleobase metabolic process
Molecular function (GO): thyroid hormone binding
Source: RefSeq, a predicted model, not a curated record
GCUUGCCUUAUUUAUCUAGCAAAUUACCAAGGAAGCCACAGCUAGAAUGGCUUAUUAUAAUACAUUAGUGCUACUGACAAUCUUCAUUUUCUCUGAUGCAUUCCACUGGGCACAAGGCACGCAUGGGGAAGCCGAUUCAAAGUGUCCUCUGGCGGUAAAGGUUCUAGAUGCUGUGAGAGGAAUCCCAGCAGCCAAGCUGCCUGUAAAGGUGUUUAAACAGAAUGAAAAUAAGAGCUGGGAUCUGAUCUCUUCUGGAAUUACAUCCACUGACGGGGAAAUCCAUAACCUCACUACUGAAGAACAGUUUGUAGAAGGACUUUAUAAGCUGGAAUUUGCCACAAAACGAUUUUGGAGUAAGCUUGGUCUUUCCCCAUUCCAUGAAUACGUUGAUGUUGUGUUUACUGCCAAUGAUGCUGGACACCGUCACUACACCAUCGCUGUGCUCCUCACUCCGUAUUCCUUCUCUACAACUGCAGUGGUCAGUGAGCCCCAGGAAGGCCAUGUGUAACUUAUAACAAGCCACCUUUGCUUAUUACUAGAUAUAUGCAUGUGUUAUGUUUUCUAGCUUUUGGUAUUGUUUUGUAUCUUUUCAAACCCAGAUCCCAGGUUUAGGUUAUGUUAACCACGGUGUUAAAUAAAGUUUUCUUCACACAACAA